This is a messenger RNA of Triticum aestivum (bread wheat), 1369 nucleotides long. RefSeq names its product alpha carbonic anhydrase 7. The record is from RefSeq and is a predicted model, not a curated record. Gene Ontology annotation, molecular function: carbonate dehydratase activity; zinc ion binding. Gene Ontology annotation, biological process: one-carbon metabolic process. Lineage: Eukaryota; Viridiplantae; Streptophyta; Magnoliopsida; Poales; Poaceae. The coding region runs from base 120 to 977 and encodes 285 amino acids. The transcript is spliced from 6 exons.
CAUCCGCUAGCUUCACGAGGAAAAUUGUGUAUAUAUGUACCCCCACCAACCUGCCCCUCUUGGAUAACCCAGCUACCUAGCAGUAGUAGCACCUCGAUCAACACACAACACAAGGCAGUAUGCGUUCAGCUCGCCACCUCCACCUCCCGGUCUGGGCCCUCCUUCUCCUCCUGCACUUCUUAGCCUUCGUCCCGGCAGCCAGAGCACAGCAAGAAAUCGACGAUGAAUCGGAGUUCAGCUACGUCCGCGGAGCCAAGAACGGGCCGGAGAACUGGGGCAAGAUCAAGGAGGAGUGGGCGACGUGCGGCACGGGGAGGAUGCAGUCGCCCAUCCACCUCUCCGACCGCCGUGCCUCGCGCGCGCCCCACCUCGGCUACCUCAUCACCGCCUACGCCCCCGCCAAGGCCUCCAUCGUCAACCGCGGCCACGACAUCGCGGUGAUGUUCCACGGCGACGCCGGGAGCUUGUGGAUCAACGACACCCUUUACCACCUCAGUCAGGUGCACUGGCACUCCCCCAGCGAGCACCGCCUAAACGGCCGCCGGUACAGCCUGGAGCUCCACAUGGUUCACCUCAGCGCCGAGAACAAGGCUGCCGUGAUCGGCCUCCUCUACGAUAUCGGCAGCCCGGACGAUUUCCUGCACAAGCUCGAGCCUUACCUGCGGAGAAUGGCAGACAUGAAGGAGAAGGAGGAGAAGGUCGGCGUGGUAGAUUCCUGGGUGGCGCGGGGAGAUGGCGAAGCCUACUACCGGUACAUGGGUUCCCUCACCACGCCGGCGUGCGACGAGGGGGUCAUCUGGACCGUCAUCAAGAGGGUUGCUACCGUCUCGAGUGACCAACUAAAGCUUCUUACCGACGCUGUGCAUGACGGCUUUGAGAUGAACGCGAGACCCCUUCAGAAGGUGAAUGGCAGAGAUAUCGGCUUGUUCUGCCCUGAUGAUGACCAUGAACGCUAUUACGCUGCUGCUGAUCAUUAAUUAGCUCUACACUUGAGCCAACCUGACGGAUUGACUGCAUAUGUGUUAAUUUGUUGGCAAUUAAUGGCGAAGAAGAGCGAUGACAUGGAACACUGCAAACGAUCGUGACUCUGCGACAAGCAGGGAUGUUUGUUGGCCUUGGCACGGUUCUUAGAAUUCCUUAACAAAGUCAAAGUCACAGACGUGUCGUUGUUGAUAUCUUCAAUACUUGGAUAAUAAGAGUCGAAUCUAGUAUGCUAUCUUGUUUGUGUCUUCUUUCCUUCUAUUGCAAUAAAAAGCGCGUUGAUCACGGCAUUGCCAUUUUCUUGACAACAUGUGCUAGAUCAUAGUUUUUUUCCUGCAAUCAUUGCACAUCAGAUCCAAUCUAAUGUAUCAUUUUAUUAUGUAGUAUC